AUGUAUGCCAGCCCGAGCCGAAUCGAGCUUCAGUUGGUCAGUGGUCGGAGCAACAAUGACACGGUGACGGCAAAGACCACUCGGAAACCGGCUUGGCGGACUUGCGCAGAUCAUCAAUCUAAGGUUCCCCACCGUGUCAACCACGCUUUGAGAGUUCGCUACGACAGACUAGCUGCGAACAGACGACAGAAUUUCGCUUUCCGACAAGUGUCCUUUUUUCGACGCCGAACGAAUUCCGUUGUGUCCUUCGACUGUCGCUUCCGAAGACGAAGCACGGGAACAUACAGCCGCAUCGGCUCAAGGAUCCAUGUGGCCUUUGACGAAAAAACGGGCAUCCAGGGUGGAAAACAGCGUGGCAUGCAACACGCAACAGUCCCGGAGCACGAUGCGUAA
Molecule: messenger RNA, 393 nt
Organism: Pseudozyma hubeiensis SY62
Lineage: Eukaryota; Fungi; Basidiomycota; Ustilaginomycetes; Ustilaginales; Ustilaginaceae
Exons: 3
Coding region: 1-393 (130 amino acids)
Source: RefSeq, a predicted model, not a curated record